UUGGAUUUGAUCGUAACGUCAACUAUUACAAGAUUCAGUACGCGCAAUUGUGUAUCAACGAACACGACGCUCAAUUUAUAGCCACCAACUUGGAUGCUGUCACACACUUGACGGACGCUCAGGAAUGGGCUGGAAAUGGAAGUAUGGUGGGCGCCAUCAAAGGGUGCACUGGCCAGGAACCACUUGUCGUAGGCAAACCGAGUCCCCUGAUGAUUGAUUAUCUUGAAAACAAGUACGGGAUGGAUCGUUCCCGCAUUUGCAUGGUUGGAGAUCGCUUGGAUACGGAUGUGCUGUUUGGUACCGACAACGGGCUUAAAAGCUUGCUCGUUCUUUCCGGGGUGACGUCGGAAGAAAAGCUCCUGUCGCCCGAAAAUUCUAUUACGCCAGACUUUUACGCCGAUACUAUCAAUGCUUUUUUUGCCGCAUCGCCCGCCCCAAAGGAAGCUUAG
Messenger RNA from Phaeodactylum tricornutum CCAP 1055/1, 449 nucleotides. The record is from the annotation of a RefSeq genome assembly. NCBI's taxonomy places the organism in Eukaryota, Bacillariophyta, Bacillariophyceae, Surirellales, Neidiaceae.